This is a messenger RNA of Maniola jurtina (meadow brown), 2534 nucleotides long. It is a transcript of the gene knk, whose product is annotated as protein Skeletor, isoforms B/C. The record is from RefSeq and is a predicted model, not a curated record. The transcript is spliced from 14 exons. The coding region runs from base 146 to 2185 and encodes 679 amino acids. Lineage: Eukaryota; Metazoa; Arthropoda; Insecta; Lepidoptera; Nymphalidae.
GCGUAAUAGGAAACAGUUUGCCGAGUGACAUGUCAGUAAAUGAAUAACCAACCGGAAAUAAACGUGCGUAAAGUGUACAAAAAAGUUUAUCAAUGUUUCGAGAGUGAAUUUUUAUUUAUUAAAACAUAAAAUACUAGGUUUUAAGAUGUAUUUAAUAUGGCCUCUAAUACUAGUACUUAUUUCACAAGAGUGCUCAAGCCAAGAUGACGAAGGGCCUUACAGGGGCAAAUAUAUAGGGAAACUGAACUCCUACCAUCACCAGGUGUCGGGGGAGGUGUAUGCGGUGGACGACUGGACGCUGCUGCUGGUGGACUUCAACUACGACGGGACGGGGGAUGACACAUUCUUCUGGGCGGGGGACUCUGGCCGGCCGGGGCCACUGGGGUUCAUUGUCGCUGAUCAGAAUGGCAAGACCAACAUCCUGGAGCGCUACAACAACGAGGAGAUCCGCCUCAAGCUGCCGGACGGCAAGAAGGUGUCGCGCAUCUCGUGGUUCGCGGUGUACGACCUGGCGUCGCAGAACGCGUUCGGCGACGUGUACGUGCCGGAGGAGUUCGAGGCGCCCGCGCCGCGCAGCCUCACGCCCUUCGUGGCGGCGCCCGGCGUGCGCCUGUCCAGCCAGCCCGUGCAGUUCCUGGACGCUUCCACCUUCCUGAUCCCGGACUUCCACUACGACGGCAGCGGAGAGGAAGUGUACUUCUGGACGGGCGUGGGCCCGCAGCCCUCGUCGCGCGGCAGCAAGAUCCCCGACGAAGAUGGAUACUUGGAGCCUCUGCGUGAGUACGAGGGCGAGGACGUGCGCCUGGCGCUGCCGGGCGGCCGCACCGUGUUCGAGGUGGACUGGAUCUCGGUGUACGACGUGCGCAGCAAGACCAGCCUCGCCGCCGUGCUCGUGCCCGACGCGCUCAACGUGCCGCCCGCGCCCGUGCGCACGCACGCGCACAGGUCGACGCUGCCGCGCUGCCAGCAGCUGCACCGCGACUACCAGGUGUCGUGGGAGGUGUUCGGCAGCCAGAUCACCAUCCAGCUGGCGGCCUUCAUGGGCGACGACGAAUACAUGGCUUUCGGCAUAUCGGGCUCCACCACGCGCUCGCAGAUGGCGGGCGCGGACGUGGCGGUGGCGUCGUUCGACCGCCGCUUCCAGCGCGGCUUGGCGACGGACUACAACAUCACCGCUAUAGCACCGUGCGUGCAGGUGCUGGGGCGCUGGCAGGGCGUGUGUCGCGACGACCGCAUCGGCGGCCUGGACUCCAACCAGGUGUUCAGCGCCAGCCGCGAGGACGGCCUCACGGUCAUCAGCUACCGGCGCGGGCUGCAGCCAGCGGAGGAGAUGGACCGCGAGUGGGCGACGGAGCGCUCGGUGUUCGUGGUGUGGGCGGUGGGGCCGCUGGACCACGCGCGCGAGCCCGCCUUCCACCGCCUCUACCCGCGCACCGACAUCCAGCUCGUGCUCAACCAGAACACACAGGAGAACGACUGCUUCGACUUCAUCACCGGCACCCGCCCCAAGCCUGCCGGCUGGGAGCGCGCGGAGCUGUUCGACCCGGCGCUGCGCGUGUUCCGCCUCACGCUGGGCCCGGCGGGGGGCCCGCGGGGGCUGGCGGCGCGCAUCCCGGCCGCGCCGCACCGCGCUUGGUACGUCAACGGCCAGCUGGCGCCCGACCUGCAGCUGCGGCGGGGACUCACCUACACCUUCCAGGUGAGCGGCGGCGACGACCCUCACUCCGCAGCGCUGUACCACCCGCUCGUCAUCACCACGGAGCCGCACGGCGGCCUGGAGCGCCUGCAGGACGCCGACCAGCACAGCGUGCGCGUGCUGGCGGGCACGCGCCACACGCGCCGCGGCCGCCUGAGCCCCACUGCGGCGGGCGGGCUGUGCGUGGGCGAGCGCGCGGCCGGGCGCGACGCGCGGCGCGACGUGGCGUACGAUACGUUCCGCGCCUUCAACCGCACGCUGACGUGGCGCUGCAGCGGCGCGCCCGCCGUGCUCACUGUGGCCCCCAACUCUACGUGGCCGGACAGAGUGUACUACCACUCCUUCAUGCACGCGGACAUGGGCGGUCGCAUCUUCGUGGUGGAUCGCCACCGCCGCAACAUCGCGCGCGGCGCCGCGGCGCGCCCGGCGCCCCUCUCGCUCGCACUCCUGCUGCCCGCUAUUCUCCUCUCGCUCCUCUACCGGCGAUGACCUUAGGACGAAAGAGAAGCCUAAUGCCUAGCUGACGCGCUCCGGCUUCGCUCAUAUGCAAUUUGUGGAAGGUGUACAUGAUAAGGAGAACUUACACGCAAAAUCUCAUGUAUACAUCUCUAGCGCCAGAGAUUUGAGCCAAGCGUUGAUCUGUCAGCCAGUCAGUUAUAUUACGUGCUUAAUGGGGUUACUCCGUUUAUCAUCCCCAGGGUGGAUACUCGGAAUCGCGAGUUCAUCUAUUUGUAUUCGCUCUAGACGGGGUAUAGUCAUUCACUUAUGAUUGUUCUUCAGACUUUUUACCCCAAGUACCUACAGUUCAACAGUAAUAAAAAUGAUUUUUAAAAAUAAU